UCAAGUUGGGGAUGUUCGUGUCUAAGAGUCUGUGUUCAUCAGAAAAUUCAGAAAAAAAAGCAGCAUCAUGGUUGAGUGGACAGAUUUCGAGCGCACUACCAUCCAGAACAUCUUUUCCAAGAUCGAUCAUAGUGCAGUCGGUCACCAGGCACUGACAAGAUGUUUGGUGGUGUAUCCAUGGACCCAGAGGUAUUUCGCUAAAUUUGGAAACUUGUACAACGCCGCUGCGAUCAUGGGAAAUCCCAAUGUUGCUGCACACGGCUUGACGGUGAUGCGUGGUCUGGAGAACGCAGUGAAGAACCUGGACAACAUUAAAGCCACUUUCUCCGAGUUGAGUGUGCUGCACUCUGAAAAACUGCACGUGGAUCCUGAUAACUUCAGGCUGCUGGCUGACUGCAUUACCAUUGUAGUUGGCGCUACUCUGGGUAGCAGCUUCACUGCUGAAGUGCAGGCAGCUCUGCAUAAGUUCCUGGCGGUCAUCGUCUCCGCACUCGUCCAACAGUACCAUUAAAUACUGGAACUACUCCAUACAUGUGAACAAAUAAAUGUGUAAAUUAUAAAA
Messenger RNA from Silurus meridionalis, 562 nucleotides. Its product is annotated as hemoglobin subunit beta-2-like. Gene Ontology annotation, molecular function: oxygen carrier activity; oxygen binding; haptoglobin binding. Lineage: Eukaryota; Metazoa; Chordata; Actinopteri; Siluriformes; Siluridae. Gene Ontology annotation, cellular component: haptoglobin-hemoglobin complex; hemoglobin complex; blood microparticle. The record is from RefSeq and is a predicted model, not a curated record. Gene Ontology annotation, biological process: hydrogen peroxide catabolic process; oxygen transport. The transcript is spliced from 3 exons. Bases 68 to 511 code for a protein of 147 amino acids.